Molecule: messenger RNA, 1047 nt
Organism: Mycena indigotica
Lineage: Eukaryota; Fungi; Basidiomycota; Agaricomycetes; Agaricales; Mycenaceae
Exons: 4
Coding region: 1-1047 (348 amino acids)
Source: RefSeq, a predicted model, not a curated record
AUGCGCGCCCCUCCUGGAGACGUAUGUGAAGCGAGAGGAUCGAGGAGGCCGAGGAGAAACCGUGACAAAUCAUUUUUUGUCUGCAGUGGGUUGGACGCGAAAGAAGAAGACAUGGUUCUCGUCUGCCAUUCCCUGCACCAGCUGGCAGUUAAAAGCGACCCUGCCAGGCCCGAACGGUCCGGACACGGCGGUCACGGCAAUCUGGUGACACAUCACACCUCAUCGGAUAUGGCUGAUCCUGACGGCGAGCUCGACAAUGACGAUUAUGAGGAAGGCAGUGAAGAAGCAGAGGUUUUUUCUGAAGAUAAUGGAAGCGACUCCGAUAUUCCAAGAACGUUCACGCCAAUGCCGCCACAUCUUGCCUUGCCACUCGAACUCCAGAGACUGAUCUUGUCCUUGGAGACAUCGCAGUUUCAAUGCACUUGGGGCUCGUAUAGAUUUGUUUGCAAGGCUUGGAACGAAUAUAUUCUUGAGCUGGCUGAAAAGCGCUGGAUUCCUAACGCUGCCUUCCAUUAUCGUGGCUACAUGACGCGCGAUUCUGGACUGAACAAGGUUCUUUUGGGCGGAGCGUUUGAAUUCUCUCGGAUGGACGGCGACAACGCUAUUUUCGCCUCAGACUCUUCAGAGGAGCACCGCAAAGCUUUUAUAAAGGCUUGCAAGGCUACCAGCCCUCCCGAUGUUGAGGUCUGCAUGUUGGUUCAUGAUGUGCAGAUUCCUGGAAUGACUGUCGACUGGGACGCGUUGACGAUCACUUGUCCAUGGCGGAAUCUAGUUGGCCGUGUCUUGGCGGAAGAACUCCGUGUGGAGGAGUUCAAGAAGACAAGCUACAAGAAGCUGAUUCUGGCCGCUAAGGAACUGCGCUCCCAAGGGAUGGACGGAAUAUACGCUAUGUUGGACAUGUACGCCAACCACCUCGAUGACGCCUAUUCUUCAGUCCGUCGUGAGCGUCUGGGCUAUGUCGAUAAGGCAGGGGAUGAGCGUCUCAAACAGCUCCGCGUUUCCGCUUCCCUGGCCCUGCUCGAGGAUGAAGGUGAAAGCGUAAAAUAG